AUGUCUGGAGUCGAGGGAUUCGCUAUCAACCCGGAGUAUGAGGAGGGGUCGGACACGGAGAGGCGUUAUCGCAGCCCGGUGGGAUGUGACUGGUUCCGCGAUGCGACGGCAGCAACAAGGGAGAGGGGCAUGAGCGCGGCGUGGAUACUAAUUUUAUGUGAUGCGACUCAUUUGAUAUUCAACGACCGUCAGAUGGCACACCCGGUUCUCUUCUCCUUGCUCAAUAUACCCGAAAGGUUACGUUGGAUGCUGGGUGGCACCGAGAUGGUGGCGCUGUUUCCACCGAUGCCGGCGGAACUAACCGCAGAGGAGAAGACGGCGGUGUUCCAGACGAUGGUGGAUAUGGUUUUUGGCCCUUUGAUGCAGCUGCCCAAGAAAGAUAGCGAAGGAGUGCGUGUGGUGGACCACGAGGGCAAGGAGUACAAUGUGGUCCCAAUGUUGGCCAUAUACGCAUGCGACCACACAGAGUCCAACUAUGUCACAUGCACAAUGUCCGCGACGUCGCUGAAGCCGUGCUCGAUUUGUAGCGUCAACCGGUGGCAGCUAGCCAAAUUUGACGGGACCGUGAACCCCUGCCUACGCACGAUUGCUGGCCAGGCAGACGCGCUCAGUAUGAUGGCCCGAGCGUCGCCCGCUGAGCUUCCCCGUGUGAAGCAUGCAUACAGCACUCACUUCGUGAAGUGCGCUCUGUGGGAAUCGGAGUAUCUAGACACCCCGUGGGGCAACCUGUACUGCACUAUUGGCGUGUGUGUGCUUCAUGUGGUGGACGAAGGGGUAUGGCUUCAUGCGAUGCGUUACUUGGUUGCAAAGCUCACGCCUGCAGAGCUCGAGGAGCUGUUGCAGUGCGUGCUCGGAUACUACUCGAUACUACGCCGAUAUGGUCUCACUCCCUCUGCCAUGUGCCGCUAUGUCCCCCCUUCCUCUGUCAUGUGCCGCUAUGUCCCCCAUUCCUCUGCCAUGUGCCGUUAUGUCCCCCCUUCCUCUGCCAUGUGCCGCUAUGUUCCCCCUUCCUCUGCCAUGUGCCGCUAUGUCCCCCCUUCCUCUGCCAUGUGCCGCUAUGUCCCCCCUUCCUUUGCAAUGUGCCGCUAUGUCCCCCCUUCCUCUGCCAUGUGCCGCUAUGUCCCCCCUUCCUUUGCCGUUUGCCGCUAA
Closterium sp. NIES-65 is the source of this 1149-nucleotide messenger RNA. NCBI's taxonomy places the organism in Eukaryota, Viridiplantae, Streptophyta, Zygnematophyceae, Desmidiales, Closteriaceae. The record is from the annotation of a GenBank genome assembly.